CCUGUAACUCUGUCCUGCUCCUCCUCCUCCUCCUCCUCCUCCUCCCAUCUCUUACGUUUGAUGGGGGGGUGCAGCGAUGAUGUCACAGUGAUGUCAUUGUGGGAUGUGUGAUUCGCUGGCUAGGUGAGCUGGUCUUGCGGUGAGUGGUGUCCCCUCCACGACCAGCGCGUUGCCUGUCCAGAGGCGCGGAGCGGCGAAACAUGAUCAUCGCCAACGGCACCAAUUCAAGCUCCGACGCGCUCCGUCCCUCUCCUGCUGCUCAGAUCUCGGGCUAUGGGGCCCUGAUCUGCCUCGAUCCCCAAACAAGCCUUUACCACCACCAUGCCAAAGGACAAAACGCAAGAAGAGUUGCAUUGAUAGGGCAGGUAACUUUGACUACGUGCCCCAAGGGUAAAGUGGAUGGCCAUUGCGCAAAGGUGCCUCUACAGCAUGUCCAGCGGGGCCAGGACGCACUGGACGCUACCAGCAGUUCUUGUACUGUGGACUUCUCUCUGGGGGAUCGUUUCAUCUUAUCCGAUUCCGAGCAGGACUAACGCGACUCUACUGGAAAGGAAGUGGGAGACACUCUUCUCCCGCUCCUAUCUGGGCAUAGCGGGGGGGAAGUCGGAGCUCAACUGGGAGAGCGACUACUUGCAGGGCAUCAAAAGAGUGCGGCGACUGUACUGCAACGUGGGCAUUGGGUUUCACCUGCAGGUGCUCCCGGACGGCAGGAUAAGCGGUGCACACAAUGAGAACCAAUACAGUCUCAUAGAGAUCUCCACCGUGGACCGAGGAGUGAUCAGCAUGUUCGGGGUGAGGAGUGAGCUGUUUGUCGCAAUGAACAGCAGGGGAAGGUUAUACGGAACGAGAGCCUUCGUGGACGAGUGCAAGUUCAAGGAGACGUUGCUGCCCAACAACUACAACGCCUACGAGUCUUUUGUUUACAAGGGCUUCUACGUCGCCCUCAGCAAGCAUGGCCGCGCCAAGAGGGGCGACCGGGCCACCACCGCCAUGACCGCCACGCACUUCCUCCCGCGACUAUGAGAGACGCUGGCAAUGACCCCCCCCCCGAAAUUUGCACAUGUGGAUGUUCUUCCAGGUAAUAUAGAAACCGAUGGACUGCGAAGGAAAACACAUAUUUAUUCUAUUUAUAUAUGUAUAUAUAUACAUAUACAUGUAUAUUUGAAAAGCUAUCUUUGUAUAUGUACCGUGCUGCUUGUUGUUUUUACGGACGGGGAGAGUUGAAGCCUUCGCCUGUCUCACGUUACCUGGGUGCUUGCUGUAACUGAACUACGUGUCACUUCCUUUUUGGAGACGGAGGACGAGCUGCAUCCUGUGCUUUUAAAGAGUGAAACGAAUACUUUUUAUUACCUCAAAGAACACUGAGUCAAGGGAUGCAUGGACUUCUGCUGAAAAUGUCUGCUAGGUUUAUGAUUUUUUUUUUUUUUCCCAAACCUUUUCGAGUGCUCGAUGGCUCCCUGCUCGAUCGUCCAUGUCCUGCAGUGGGGGAAACUUAAAUGCACUACCUUUGCUGCACGAAAUGAAAGGUGCCUUGGUGUUCCCACUUGUGGCCCCCUUAAACUUGCAUGUAAGAGACACCUGCUGGAGUCAGAAAUAGGGCUGACGCUCCGCAGAGGGCCUCAGAGGGGCCGGCGGGGGGAAGAGGGGGGGGGGGGUGGACUAUCUCUGGUUUAUUUUCUUUUCCGUAACUAGAUCGAUUAAGUAAUAUACAAUCUGCGGUUGAGACCAGAGAGCGGUUAGCCAUUGGAGGUGAAACGAGGCCGUGCGUUUGAAUGUGUGCCGUCGCCAGCUGACAAACAG
Molecule: messenger RNA, 1800 nt
Organism: Gasterosteus aculeatus aculeatus (three-spined stickleback)
Lineage: Eukaryota; Metazoa; Chordata; Actinopteri; Perciformes; Gasterosteidae
Product: fibroblast growth factor 6
Molecular function (GO): growth factor activity
Source: RefSeq, a predicted model, not a curated record